This is a messenger RNA of Capra hircus (goat), 1887 nucleotides long. RefSeq names its product cationic amino acid transporter 3-like. The record is from RefSeq and is a predicted model, not a curated record. Gene Ontology annotation, cellular component: plasma membrane. Gene Ontology annotation, biological process: transmembrane transport; amino acid transport. NCBI's taxonomy places the organism in Eukaryota, Metazoa, Chordata, Mammalia, Artiodactyla, Bovidae. Gene Ontology annotation, molecular function: amino acid transmembrane transporter activity.
AUGCAGCGUCACUAUGUUCGCCAGUUUGGUCAGAAGCUGGUUCGCCGGAGGCCACUGGAGCCCAUAGCGGAGUCUGAGAGUCGCCUGUCUCGUUGUCUGAACACCCUCGACCUGGUGGCUUUGGGUGUGGGCAGCACUCUAGGGGCCGGCGUAUACAUCAUGGCUGGAGAGGUGGCCAGGGAUAAAGCUGGACCAGCGAUCGUCAUCUGCUUCCUGGUGGCUUCCAUAUCUUCUAUAUUGUCCGGGAUCUGCUAUGCUGAGUUUGGGGCCCGGGUACCAGGCUCCGGUUCUGCAUAUCUCUACAGCUACGUCACCGUGGGACAGCUAUGCGCCUUCAUCACUGGCUGGAAUCUUAUAUUGUCCUAUGUCAUCGGUACCGCCAGUGUGUCCAGGGCCUGGAGCUCUGCCCUUGACAGCUUGAUAGGGGACCGCAUCUCUCAGGCGUUACAGGGAACUUUCCCUCUUCAUUUGCCCCAUUUCUUGGCCAAGUACCCAGACUUUUUUGCACUGGGCCUGGUGCUUCUGUUCACGGGAGUACUGACUGUGGGAGCUGGUGAGUCGGCCCUGGUUAACAAAGUGUUCACAGGCUUGAACCUUUUGGUUCUCAGCUUCAUCAUCAUCUCUGGCAUCAUUAAGGGAGACCCACACAACUGGAAGCUCACGGAAGAGGACUACAAACCGAACAUAUCUGGAUCCAAUGAUUCCUCCAGCUUCGGCCCUCUGGGUGCAGGAGGGUUUGUGCCUUUUGGCUUUGAUGGGGUUUUCCAAGGAGCAGCUACGUGUUUCUAUGCGUUUGUCGGUUUCGAUGUCAUUGCUACUACAGGGGAAGAAGCCCAAAAUCCCCAGCGGUCCAUCCCCUUGGGCAUCGUGAUCUCUCUCUUCAUCUGCUUUUUGGCGUAUUUUGGUGUCUCAGCCUCACUCACCCUCAUGGUGCCCUACUACCAGAUUCAUCCUGCAAGCUCCUUGCCGCAGGCUUUCCUCCACGUUGGCUGGGGCCCUGCCAGAUAUGUGGUGGCUGUUGGCACCCUCUGUGCUCUUACCUCCAGCCUCCUGGGUGUCAUGUUCCCCAUGCCCCGUGUGAUCUACUCAAUGGCAGAUGACGGGCUCCUUUUCCGGGGACUUGCCCACAUCCACGCCCGCACCCGUACCCCCGUCAUGGCCACCUUAGCUUCUGGAAUUCUUGCAGGGCUCAUGGCGUUAUUCUUCGAGCUCCAUGACCUGGUGGACCUCAUGUCCAUCGGGACCCUGCUGGCUUACUCCCUGGUGGCAUUUUCUGUCCUUGUCCUCAGAUAUCAACAGGAUGAGAAUUUAAGCAAGACCAAGAAAACAGAGAAAGGAACUGAGAUGGAGUCUGUAGUUGAAGCAAGUCCUUUGGACACUGCACCUGAAGCGGGAACUUCAAAGAUUCUCAAGAGUCUCUGUCACCCUCCCAGAACCAUCCCCACCCGGACAUCUGGCCGGAUUGUUUAUGGAUGUGCCUUACUGCUUGUUCUCCUGUUGAUCAUCCUGAGUGUGGUCCUGGCCCAGUGGCCCAGACGUGUGUUCUCUGGAGACCCCGUGCUCACAACAGUGGCUGUGCUGCUGCUGCUACUCAUCACUGGGGUCGCGGCCAUCAUCUGGAGGCAGCCCCAGAGCCUCAGUCCUCUUCACUUCAAGGUCCCUGCUCUGCCUGUCGUCCCACUGGUGAGCAUCUUUGUGAACAUUUACUUGAUGAUACAGAUGACCUCUAGGACUUGGGCCCAAUUUGGAGUCUGGAAUAUAAUUGGAUUUAUGAUAUACUUUGGAUACGGGAUCCGACACAGCUUGGAGAACAGUGAGCAAUGGCCGGCAGGCAGCUCCACUUCCCAGACUCUUGACAAGAACACCCCAGGUGCUGGGUCAUCUUAA